Molecule: messenger RNA, 579 nt
Organism: [Torrubiella] hemipterigena
Lineage: Eukaryota; Fungi; Ascomycota; Sordariomycetes; Hypocreales; Clavicipitaceae
Source: the annotation of a GenBank genome assembly
AUGAAGCUCCCUUAUAUCGCCGACCCUCCUCCUACUUCCACUGAGGAAGAACAAGCCAUCGUGGACCGUGUCCGGGCUCGUCGCCAUCCCCGACCCCUCCAGGCCCUCGAUUUGACCCUGCUGCAUUCACCUCCCGUUGCCGACGGCUGGAACUCGUUUCUAGGAGCAAUCCGAACCAAGACAAGCCUUCCAGAUGACAUCCGCGAGAUUGCAAUUUGCCGUGUUGCAGUAUGCAAUCAAGCGUGGUAUGAGUGGGCGCAUCAUGCCCCAUUGGCCGUCGAUGGUGGCGUGAGCGAAGCCGCCCUCGAUGUUCUGAAGCUUGACAAGCUCGAUAAUAGACAACCUUCUGAGCUAUUGAAUGAGAAGCAGUGGGCAACCCUGGUCUAUGCGGAUGAGAUGACCAGAAAUGUGCAAGUUGCAGAGGACAUCUUUGGUCAACUAAAGAAGCUGUUUACUGACAGAGAGGUCGUCGAGAUCACUGCUACUGUUGCGGCCUAUAACUGCGUGAGCCGCUUUUUGGUUGCUCUUGAUGUCGGAGAAAAGAAUGGCACAGGCCCCGAAAACCUCUCAGUAUACUGA